Rotaria sp. Silwood1 is the source of this 2401-nucleotide messenger RNA. Lineage: Eukaryota; Metazoa; Rotifera; Eurotatoria; Philodinida; Philodinidae. The record is from the annotation of a GenBank genome assembly.
AUGGAACCAACAUUAUGUUUUAGUUUAUGUCAAACACCAAUUAUUUAUAUACAAGCGUCAAUAUGUCGAUGUUCAGGUGGUGGUCUUAUGGAUUAUAAUCGAGGUUCAGAUAGAUAUUGUUCAAUACCAUGCCCAAAGCCAGGUAAUCGUCAGGUUCAAACAAUUAAUACAUGUGGUGGUUCCGAAGGUUAUUCAGCUUAUGUAGAAGAACAUUUUUAUACAAAACAUGCUUAUUUAUUUAAAUAUCAAAUUCAUUUUGCAUCAUGUCAAUUAUGGAAGAGUUCUGGUUAUUAUGAUACAUUUCAAGUUCAAAUAGAUGGAUCAUCUGAUAAAACAUCAUUGAAUAAAAUGGAACAAUGUGCAGCUGCAUGUUUUGAUCAAAAUACGACGACAAAAUCCAUAGCUUUCAAUGAUGAUAACAAUCAAUGUUCAUGCAUUAUGCCAGAAAAAUUAAAAACAGAUUUUCAUGAACGUUAUUUUUCAAUUCUCUCUAAUAAUACUUGUGACCGAUAUUGUGAUAGCAUAAUAGGUGAUUCAAAAGCUGAACAUAGAUUUAAAUGUGGUUCAUUGAACAAUUCACGUAUAUGGGCUGUAUAUGAUUUGAAUGAUGCCUGUUCGAUGCAUUCUUUUUAUAUAAAAGAAUUAAAACAAUGUAUAUAUACAGAGCAAGGAUUUGGAAGUUCAUGUUAUUCACCAUCAAUACCAUAUGUCUAUGAUGGAAAUAUAACAUGGAAUGUCUUUCUUGGAAUUAUUGAAAAAUUAAACUUAACUAAAUCUAUUGUUUCAAUUAAUUUUGAUAAUGCUGUUACUAUUGAUCCUUCAUGGAAAUGCUCAAAAACAACAACAAAUAUCAAUAAAAUCCAAUCGAGUCUUUCUAAUACGAUUCAUUUUAAUAUGAAUUUUAGUACAAAUUAUUUAUUAGAUAAGGGUUGUUUACGCGUCGUUUCAUAUUUACCUUAUUCAUAUAGAUUAUCUCAUAGUUUAUGCAUAGAAAAUCCAAUGAAUAAGAAUUCAUUACUUUAUAAACCUAGAUUUUCUCCUAUUUAUACAUCUACUUAUAAUAAUAGAAUGACAACUAAUUGUCCAACGAAUUGGUUUGAUUUGAAUGGACAUUGUUAUCGAAUAUCGGAUGAAGCUAAAACAAUUCAAGAAGCAAGAAAUAGUUGUAUUAAUGAUCCCAUUGCUGAGCAAAUAAAAAAUGAUCAAGAGAUUAUACCAAAUGAUGAUGAUGAUGAUAAUGAUGAUAAAAAGGAAAUGAAUAAUAAACUCAACACUUAUAUGAAUGAUUUAUUGAAAGGUGAAAUCGCUCAAUAUACAUCACAAUGGCAAGCACGUCUUGGCUUUUAUCUUCUUGAUACAAAUGUAUCAAAUACUCCAUCAAUACUUCAUCAUAUUGGAUUUUUCAACAGCUAUCGACAACCAAUAUCGAUCAAUGGAAUAACACCAUCACCACCUAUAGUGUUCAGUACACAUAUACGACCACUAGCAUCCAAUAUUAGUUUAAAUUUUUCAUCAAUAAAUGAAUUUCAAAUGAUCAAUUCAAAUGAUAAUGAAAAUUCAACUAUAAAAGAUGAUUCAUGUAUAGUUUUCACACGUUUCGUGUUCAACGAUAAAAGAAGUUUUAUUUUAAAAAGUGUUCAAGUCAAUAAUUGUUCAAAGCCCAGACAUGUUCUAUGUAAAACAAAAUCAAGACUUAGUUUCGAUUUUCAGCAACAUUGUUUUCGUAAACCAUUAACACUCGGGGUACCAACAAUAAUAUCAAAUCGUUUAACAUAUGAAUUAUGUGUAUCUGUUUGUAAAGGACUACGAACGACAUUAGCUGUUAUAAAUAUGAAUAAAUGUUAUUGUUUCGAUGGUAAUCUUCCAGAGACGCAUGAUAGGAAAUCAUAUUAUGAAAAAUAUCAAAAAAAAGAUUGUGGAUAUACUUGUCCAGGUAAUCAACAUGAACAUUGUGGUAAUGAAAAUACAAUCGUUGUCUUUGAAAACCCUAUUUAUAUAUUACCGUUCACAUAUGUCAAUAUUGGAAAACUUGCAACAUCAAAUGCUGAUUUCGCUUAUUAUAGGUGUAUACAUUUAGAUACUAUGAACCAGUCAACAUUAUAUGAAUUCAAUUUAACUCAUGAAAAUGAUAUUCAUCCUCGUCAUUGUUUAGAAUUAUGUACAAAUUAUAAACAAAAAUAUGCUCUUAUCAAUUCAAACAAAUGUUUAUGUACAAAUAUACUAACGAAAAAAAAAGAAGAUACUUUGUUCACACCUCGAGAUCGUAAUUGUAUUCAAGAAUGUUCAGCUAAUUAUUUUUAUACAUGUGGAAAUUCAACCAAUUCAUCAUUAUAUUCAGUGUACGUCAUGAAAACAAAAUGUCCUUUUGGUAAGAGAACAAAACUCAAAACUAAUUCAUUCA